Molecule: messenger RNA, 1374 nt
Organism: Menidia menidia (Atlantic silverside)
Lineage: Eukaryota; Metazoa; Chordata; Actinopteri; Atheriniformes; Atherinopsidae
Source: the annotation of a GenBank genome assembly
AAAAACGUCAUGAAGCUAAAGUUACCAAACCCGGGGCUGGAGGACAGGAUCCCGUCCCACGCAGACCUGGAGAGGAUGGAGAAGGAGGAGGCCGGGGACAGACCCAAGUGGGACAACAAGGCCCAGUACCUGCUCACCUGCGUGGGCUUCUGCGUGGGCCUGGGGAACGUGUGGAGGUUCCCCUACCUGUGUCAGAGUCACGGGGGAGGUAAGGCUGAGUGCGUCCGUUUGACUAAUAAAAACGUCAUGAAGCUAAAGUUACCAAACCCGGGGCUGGAGGACAGGAUCCCGUCCCACGCAGACCUGGAGAGGAUGGAGAAGGAGGAGGCCGGGGACCGGCCCAAGUGGGACAACAAGGCCCAGUACCUGCUCACCUGCGUGGGCUUCUGCGUGGGGCUGGGGAACGUGUGGAGGUUCCCCUACCUGUGUCAGAGUCAUGGAGGAGGUAAGGCUGAAAACAUCCUGAAGCUGACCAACGCGUUCGACUUCCCUGAGAGCAGCAUCACGGACUCCAACUACGAGGAGGUCUUCGCUCAGCUGAACCAGACCCGGCCGGAUAUCAUUCAGGGGCUGCAGCUGCAGACCUGCGACCUGCAGGUCUUCCUCAGCCAGGUCCAGGCCAUCAUCAAGAUGCCGUUUUCUCCCAUCUGGGCCGUGCUGUUCUUCAUCAUGCUGUUCUGCCUGGGCCUGUCCACCAUGUUUGGGAACAUAGAGGGAGUCGUGGUUCCUCUGCAGGACCUCAAAGUGCUGCCUAAGUCUUGGCCCAAAGAAGUUUUCACUGGAAACUACUGGCUGGCUCUGUUCGAUAACUUUGCCGGCUCCGUCCCUCUUCUGGUCAUCGGCUUCUGCGAGAUGUUUGCAGUUAUCUACAUUUACGGGAUAGACAGGUUCAACAAGGACAUUGAGUUCAUGAUCGGCCACAAACCCAACAUCUUCUGGCAGGACACCUUCCCCACCCUGAAGGAGACGACCUACCCCUCCUGGAUCAACGCCAUCGUCUUCCUCCUGGCCGGGGUUCCCUGUCUGAGCAUCCCCUGCUUCGCUCUCUAUAAAUUCUUUCAGAGGAAAUGCUGCAAGCAGAAGGACUACUACGACGACACAGUGGACACGGGCUCCGAUUCUUCCUCACACUCUCUGAGCUCCACCAUGAGGCUGCAGCUUCCCAACCCGGGCCUGGAGCUCCGCAUCCCCAGCUAUGAAGACCUGGAGAGGAUGGAAAAAGAGGAGGAGGCCGGGGACAGACCCAAGUGGGACAACAAGGCCCAGUACAUCCUCACCUGCGUGGGCUUCUGCAUCGGCCUGGGGAACGUGUGGAGGUUCCCCUACCUCUGUCAGAGUCAUGGAGGAGGUAAGAGGAGAAAGAGUCUGACUUAG